UAACUAUUAUCAUCUGUGAAUCUAAGACCUGUUGCACACUAUCAUAAAUCAUAAUCCAUAAAAUUAAUUAAACCUUUUUGGUACGUGUUCAAAAUUUGAAUACAUUUAUUCCAUUGACCUAUUAUAAUAGGUCAAUGAUUUAUUCGUACUUAUUACUUCAUAUUAGUUUUAUUUAGCAUAGACUCCAAGUGAUAGUUACUCAGUAUGUCGAUUUUUUUUUAUUAAGAUUUACUACGAAUUUGAGUCGUACUGAACGGUAUAACAACACUGAUGCGAACAUUAAACUUUGAUUUAAUAUUGCAAUAUUUUUCAUAACGAGUCAACAUUUAUUAGAAAAUAUGAUGCUGGGAACCACAGAGGUACGUAAAAUGGAUGCUUCGCUCAAAAAUGAACUGGUCAAUCUAUUAAACAUUAACGAUGGCUGGAAAUCACUCAUGGCUACUGUAACUGUUGACUGUGACCCAAACAAAAGUCUGAAAUAUACCAAUGAUCACUUAAAGUUAAUAGAAAUGGCAGGCCAAACACAACGAAGAUUUUGUAGUGAAAUAUUUUUAGAGGAAUGGGGAACUAGUGGUCGUAUUAGGCCUAACCUCAAGAUACUUAUGGAUCUGUUGUUCAAAUUAAAACUAACACGAGCUGCUGAAUGUAUAGCUUCUAAAAUCAUAAUCGAUAAACCUAUUGACAGGUUGGCAAUCUCUAUGGACUUUUACAAAAUUGAUAAAUACACGGAUAAUAAUAGUAGUGAACAUUUCAAGUCUACCUUGUUUGCUCAUCAGAUAGAACCUAGAUCAACUUUAAAUGAUGAUAAAAGUAGUAAAAGGUUUGGUGAAAUUCAGUUACCUUACAAAUACUUAUCUAAUGCCACAAAUGGAUUUUCGGAUUCAUGUUUGAUUGGAACUGGUGGCUUUGGUAAAGUAUUCAAAGCCAAAUUAACUAACCAAAUAGUGGCAAUAAAACGUAUGGAAAAAAUAUUUGAAGAAAAGGAUUUUAAACAGUAUUUAAAUGAAAUUGAUAUUGUUUUAAAAUUUAAACAUGAUCAUUUAUUACCAUUAUUGGCAAUUUCAUACGAUGAACAGCCAUGUGUUGUUUAUGAAUUUAUGGAGAAUGGUUCAUUACUCGAUUGCAUUGCGUGCAAAAAUAGAUCAUCAAUAUUAAAUUGGAAACUAAGAAUAAAAAUUGGAACAGAUGUAGCCAGUGGCUUAGUUUACUUACACACAGCAUUUGAAACACCUUUCAUACAUCGAGACAUUAAAACUGCUAAUAUACUUCUAGACAAUAAAUUUAUUCCCAAGAUUGGAGACUUUGGCUUAACACGCCUUGGAGAUCAUACAAUGACAUCUAUUGCAAUAGGAACAUCUGCAUAUAUGUCACCUGAGGCAUUUAGAGGUGACAUUUCUAUGAAGGUAGAUGUUUUCAGUUUUGGAGUUGUAUUAUUGGAGUUAUUAACAGGAUUAGCACCGUAUGAUGAACAUCGGACUGGUUGCGACUUGCUAACUCAUAUAAGUGAAAUUGAACGUCCAAUUGAAGAACUAUUAGACAAGCGUGCUGGAUAUUGGAACAACACUAUUGCUAGAAAAAUGGAUGACUUGGCAACUCUCUGUACAGCUCCUAAAACUCAAAGGCCGUUUAUGCAUGGUCAAGAAGGUGUUUUUGAAUCUCUUAAAAAUAUUCAAUCUGAAAUAGAUGUAUAUCAUGAAAACUCAUAAUUAUAUAAUUUAUUGUUUAUAACAAUUAAGUUACCAUUAUUAUUUAAGCAAAAUAAUAUUUUUAUAUCCAAACAUUUUUUAUCAUUACUUAUUUUUCAUUAUUGCUCAAUCUAGAGUUCAAAAUUAAGUUUUGUGUGUUAAAAUUGUGUAUAAAAUAAUUUUUUUUAUUUUGAAUUAUACAUUUGUAAAUUAUUUAUUCAAACCAUACAAACAUAACUUUUCAUAUAUUUAUUUUAUAAAAAACCACAUGAUUUACAUAAUUAUAAAAAUAUUGAAAUAAG
This is a messenger RNA of Acyrthosiphon pisum (pea aphid), 1987 nucleotides long. Its product is annotated as interleukin-1 receptor-associated kinase 4. The transcript is spliced from 7 exons. Gene Ontology annotation, cellular component: plasma membrane. Gene Ontology annotation, biological process: protein phosphorylation. Lineage: Eukaryota; Metazoa; Arthropoda; Insecta; Hemiptera; Aphididae. Gene Ontology annotation, molecular function: protein kinase activity; ATP binding. The coding region runs from base 339 to 1706 and encodes 455 amino acids. The record is from RefSeq and is a predicted model, not a curated record.